UACCUAGUCAUCUGUGUAAUCUCAGAGUUGGUCUAGUGUUGAGGAGGUUAUGGACACGCUAUAAAAGUAUUGUAACAUUAAAUAUCGUAAAUAUAUAUACAUCUCAAUAUGACAAUGGUUUCAAAAGCAGCCAUAGGUAUUGCUGCGGGUAUAUGUGGAACACUGUUUAUUGGAUACUGCAUAUAUUUUGACAGGAAGCGAAGAAGCGAUCCCAAUUUUAAGAAGAAAUUGAGAGAAAGAAGGAAAGCUAGACGAGCUGUCACAAAAUCUGCAGGGACAAAACUUCCAGAUCUAAAAGAUCAUGAGGCUGUUCAGAGAUUCUUCCUUCAAGAAGUACAACUGGGUGAGGAGCUGCUGGCUCAAGGGGAUCUGGAGGGUGGUGUUGAGCAUCUUGGUAAUGCAGUAGCAGUCUGUGGGCAACCAAAUCAACUUCUGCAAGUUCUGCAACAAACGCUUCCUCCUCAAGUGUUCCAUCUUUUGCUGCAGCGCCUUCCUUCAGUUGGUCAGCGGAUUGUAGCACAGAAUGCCGCAUCAGUGGGUGUGAUGUCUGAAGAUGACGUGGAAUAAGGAGUAUCAUUUCAGAUGGAGUAGCAUUGAGAUGGGUCAUAAAACACACUGGUGUAUUAUGGUAUUUUUUCUCACUUCAUAAAAUUUGACUGCAUUAACAGAUAGUAUUUUCAACAUAAGAAUAAAUUUUUAGUUGUAUGUAGUGCUUUGUACUCCAGUGUAUUCUAUUGAUCUGUCCAAUAUUAAAUCUUGAAGAAUGGCUACGAAUCAAAAAUUAGCCCGAUAACUAAUGUUAUGACAUGUUGAAAAGUUUGAAUCUUAGCAGUGUAAGAUUGUGGUCUUCUGGGUUAUUAUGCAGUGUAUUUUCAUAAUUGAUUUUCAAAUAACCAUUGCUUCUUUUUUUCCUAAAAUUGGAGGUAGCAGGUUUCUCGCAAAAUGUUUGUAACCACCCAUGAAAGUGGACUGUGUCAUAACCCUGAAGAACACUCUUUUUAAUUUGCACUGCCAUAAACAUCUCUGAUCACAUAGCAAUGUACUGUCUGCAUCAGUUUUCCUGGGUGCUUGCUCCAUGCCUGUUACUGUGGAAAGCAUGUCAGUGCCAUGUGGCAUACCUAAUGCACAACAUUGCCCCAGAGUUCUGUUACUUAGUGCUGUUAUAUGAAUGAUAGGUACUGUAUCCCAUUUGCAGAGGGACACUAGUACAAGACUGGUGCAUGUGUGACAUCAUCUGGGUAGCCACCACACAUUUUUACAUGCAACCCCUUGAGUGAGCUCUCAGCUUACCUGGUGACUACAGUACAUAGAAGUAUCUUGUAUGAAAACUGAUUUUUUUCAGAAGAAACAAAACUUUCACGUUUCUGUAUGCACAAAAAAUAUGAGAGAAUGCUGAAAAAUGAUAAUUUAAGUGUAAUAAAACCAUAUAUUUUGAAUGUUAGCAUCAUAUCGUAUGACAGUACUGCUAUAAACGUAGAAUUCAGGAUAAGAAGUGAGGAAACAAAAAAUUCCAGCUCCAGGCAUGCAGAGAGUAAGUAGGACAUUUUGUCCACUGUAAUGUAGUUCACAAGAAUUUGUGGCUGAGGAGUGCACCGGUCACAUAUCAUGGCUUGGAGGAAACAAGGAAACAUAGACUAUGGAGUGGUGCCAAAUUCGGCAUUGUGGAGCGCUGGUUUUCAUUGAAGGCAGAUUUUUUUUGUUAAAUAUAUUCAUACACAAAAUCAAUUGCGAAUUGAUAAACACUACAGUAUAUGUGAUUUAGAUGUGUGUUGUAUUGUGCUCUGACAGCUGCAGCUGCAGAUAGCAGCUCACAUCAAAAAUAAAGUUGUUCACAGUACUAUGUUAAUCAA
Messenger RNA from Cryptotermes secundus, 1850 nucleotides. RefSeq names its product mitochondrial import receptor subunit TOM20 homolog (gene Tom20). Gene Ontology annotation, molecular function: transmembrane protein transporter activity. Gene Ontology annotation, cellular component: mitochondrial outer membrane; mitochondrial outer membrane translocase complex. The record is from RefSeq and is a predicted model, not a curated record. The transcript has 4 exons. Bases 109 to 567 code for a protein of 152 amino acids. Lineage: Eukaryota; Metazoa; Arthropoda; Insecta; Blattodea; Kalotermitidae. Gene Ontology annotation, biological process: protein targeting; tRNA import into mitochondrion; protein import into mitochondrial matrix.